Messenger RNA from Lytechinus variegatus (green sea urchin), 3425 nucleotides. RefSeq names its product serine/arginine repetitive matrix protein 1-like. Gene Ontology annotation, biological process: regulation of mRNA splicing, via spliceosome; mRNA processing. Gene Ontology annotation, cellular component: spliceosomal complex. NCBI's taxonomy places the organism in Eukaryota, Metazoa, Echinodermata, Echinoidea, Temnopleuroida, Toxopneustidae. Gene Ontology annotation, molecular function: RNA binding. The record is from RefSeq and is a predicted model, not a curated record. The transcript has 14 exons. Bases 278 to 3142 code for a protein of 954 amino acids.
AAACCAUGGAUUACAACGAAAGUCACCGAGAUGCUUGGAGUGGAAGAUGAUGUCCUCAUCGAGUUCAUCUUUAACCAAUUGGAAGAAGAAAUUGUUUGAUUAAAUAUUCGCUCACACAUCUCCUCCCCUCCGAUGCGAUCGAUGCAAGCGCCCCAUAUAAAUUCGGGCGGAAAGUGAGAAGGUUUCGUAGCCCAUCAGCGGAAAGGGUAAAAGAAAGUCUGCAGGUUCAUCGAGGAUAUCUAUCUGUCUUUCACACACGCAUCCUGACCCGAAAGACAUGCAGAUCAACCUGACGGGAUUCCUCAAUGCCAAGAAUGCCCUGGCUUUCAUGACGGAACUGUGGGAACUGCUCACCAGUGCUCAGGAGAACAUCGCCGGCAUACCAGCUCCGUUUCUUGAACAGAAGAAAGAGGAAAUCAAGAAGAGACAGCAAGAGCAAGAGCGGAUCCAGGCGGAGCUGAGCAAGCUGAAGGAAGGCACAGAGGUCCAGGGUGAUGGAGACAGGACAGAGAAGAGACGAGGAGACAAAGACGAGAAGGAAGAUGUCAAUGGAAGUGGUGACAAGAAAUCUCCAGAUGAAUCGAAGCCAGCACCGAGAUCAGCUAAAUGGGACUGGGAACCUCGCCCAGAGGGUAAGAAUGAUCCGUCAAAAGAUGACAAAGAAGGGGACAAUUCCCCACAUGCCUCUGCUGAUGGUGACGCUGACAGAGCCAAGGAUAAGGAGAAAUCCAGAUCCAAGUCGAGGUCCAGGUCUAGAUCCAGGUCUCAUUCUGGUACACCCCCUCCUAAGAUAGAAGACAAAGGAACGCCAUCUCCACCUCCUGUUGGGAUUGUGAAACCUGCAGAUAAAAGGAGAUCUAAGGAUGAUGAGAAGGAUAGCAGUGAUGAUGAACAAAGGAGAAAGAGACGAACUUCAUCUCCAGACAGACACAGACGAAAGAGAAGUGCCGACCGGAGACGAAGGUCAAGAAGUAGAUCAAGAUCACGACACAGGUCAUCUCCACGACGACGUGAUAAGAGGUCAAGGUCUAGAUCUCGCUCCAGGGAUAGGAGGAGGGACCGACGAUCCAGGUCUCGUUCUAGGGACAGGCGUAGGGAUUUCAGAAGGAGGUCUAGAUCAAGAUCAAGACAACGACGGAGAUCACCUAGCCCCCGCAGAAGAUCACCACCACCACGUCGGAGAUCACCAAGGAGAUCACCUGAGCGACGGCGUAGACCGUCUCCCCCACGCAGGUUAAGAAGGUCCCCUAGGCGGAGUAGGUCACCAAAGAGGGGACCUAGGCGUCGUUCACCGUCCACCUCUCCAUCCGGGAGCUCAUCUGGAAGCUCGCGCUCUCGCUCCCGAUCUCCACUAAGGAAAUCCAAGGUGGGGUCAAAGAAAAGACCUUCCCCAUCUCCAGUGAAGAAGGAAACCAAGAGAGGUCGAUCAUCAUCAAGUGGUUCAUCUAGGUCUCCUUCUCCUAAGAUGAAAGAUGAGAAGAUUGAGGAUAAGAAACGAGAUGAUUCUAUGUCCCCUCCUCCCAAAGAUUCUACUAAGAAGAAGGAUGAUGAUUCCAGUGAUGAUGAUAAGAAGGGCAAGGAUCACUCAAGCAGUGAUGAAGAGGACACAAAACCAUCUCCAGUGAAACAAAGCCGUUUCCCUAAACGUCAGUACCGACGCCGCUCACCAUCCAACUCGUCCGAUUCAGAUUCAGAAGAUGAGAAAGACAAAAAGAAGAGAAAGAAUUCAAGGUCACGCUCCCGCUCUCCAGAUGAUCGCAGGAGAAGACGGUCACCACCAAGACGUAGGAGAUCACCUUCUCCCCGUCGUCGAUCCCCUCCAAGAAGAUACAGCCCACCGAGACGCCGCCGAUCACCUCCAAGGCGCUCUCCACGUCGAUCACCACCAAGGCGGCGUAGAAGUCCAACUCCUGACAGACGGAGGCGUAGUCCUGAGAGACGCAGAAGGAGCCCAACACCAGACAGAAGACGGCGUCGUUCCCCAACACCUGAAAGGAGAAGACGACGUAGCCCUACACCCGAAAGACGCAGACGUAGUCCAACACCUGAAAGACGCAGGCGCAGUCCAACACCUGAAAGACGCAAACGCAGUCCAACUCCAGAGAGGCGAAGGAGAAGCCCUUCUCCAGAAAGGCGAAGACGAAGCCCCACCCCUGAAAAGAGGAGGCGUAGCCCAACCCCAGAGAAGCGGAAUAGGAGUCCAAGUCCUCGCAAGAGGUCUGCAGAUGGUCGAAGGACAAGUCAAAGUCCUGACAGACGGAGGCGAGUAUCUUCCCCCGACAUUAGGAAAAGAACCUCAUCUGCUGAAAAACCACGCCGUAGCAGAUCACCAAAACAUCGUCGUAGCAUGACUCCUGAGGACUCUAAAUCAAGAAGGCAAAGUCCUCCAAGGGGAAAGCGUGAUGAUGCUUCUCCAGAUGAGAGACGCAAGUCCCGCAAGAAAGCUGUCUCAGAUGACAGCUCUGCAGAGAGCAGUGCAGAUGAGAAAGAACAGUUGAGGAAAGGCCGGGACAGCUCCCGACAAAGUCUUGAAAAUCUGAGAGUCAAAGAAAGGAAGCAAGACAGUGAUGAAGAUAGCGACAGUCCGAGUCCACCAAGGAAGAAAGAGAGGCGUAGGAGAGACUUAUCAAGGGGUGAUUCAUCAGAUAAUGCGUCCCCAGAGAAGAGACCAAGACCAAGUCAGGAGCAGCAAGACGAUGACAGCGAUUUCUCCCCAUCACCUCCCCCGAGAAAACAACCAUCUCCAGAACCAAUGUCUCCAAAACGCAAGGAUAGAGGUGGCGAGAAGAAGAAAAAGAAGAAGAGAGAAAAAGCUGAUAGUGAUGAUGAGAGUGAAGACGAUAGAAAGAUGGAUGUUGACCAAGAGAAGGAAAGUCCAAAGGUAAAGAAAAGCAAGAAAAGAGGAUCAGUAGAGGUGACAUCUGAAGAGUCAGAGAAUGAGGUAGAAGAACGUACUUCGAAAAAGAAAGAGAAGAAGGAGAAGAAGAAACACAAGAAACACAAAAAGCACAAGAAACAUAAGAAACACAAGAAGCAGAAGAAAGAAGAAAUGCAGGAAUCUGAGAGUGAUGGAGAGGAAAAAGAACGUCUUCUUCGAGAGCGAGCACUGAUGUCCAUGAGCAAGAGACAAUCGACAGAUUAGGAGCUUUUCUUUAAAAUAUCAGACAAGUUAAUUAGAUUUUAAUGAAUAAUUUUGUACAUUAUAUUCCAUGUUUCACCCCCAAAUAAUGAUUGCUUUUCCUUUUUAUUGUACACAUUGAAUGAAAUCAAAUUCCAUUCCACCUAUUUUUGUUGGUCAAAAGAUGAUAUGGUUUGGUCAAUUUGGAAAGGGAGGAGCCCUGUGUUAUGAAUGAAUCAGGUUGUUGUGCAGUGACUUACAUGGCACUCAAGAACAGAGAGUGAUGUAUUGUCACAUGACAUAGGAA